AUGCCAAAAGCAGCCAUGUUUGUUCCUUAUGGAGAAAGUGGAUCUGGAAGCUAUGGAGCCACUCUUGGAAAACUGCAUGCUGGAUAUAUAGAGCCAAUACACUCCAAAGUUUUCAAAUUAGCCGUUUCCAUUCCUUUUCCAAAAGGUUCAGUGUUCAGCAUAGGAGAUUAUGGCACAGCAGACGGUGGUAGUUCCAUGGUCUUUCUUGGGAGACUAUUAGAAUUCCUUAAAGAACGACACGGCCCUGAUACCCAGUUUCAGGUUAUUCAUGAAGAUCAAGGUAGAAAUGAUUUCAACUCACUCUUCCGACGCUUGACAGGAAUUAUUCCCGAGCCGCCAUCCUACCUCUUGUCGAUGGACAACGUGUAUGCUUUUGCUUGUGGAACAGACUUCUACAAACAAUGUGUACCUUCUGAUUCCAUGCAUUUCAUCAUGUGCAUGAUGUCCGUACACUGGCUGUCUCAACCGCCCACAGUUUAUAGGGACUCCAUCUACGUUUGUAACGACAGCCUUGAGGAAGAAAAAGAAGCAUUGAGGAAACAGGCCCAAAUGGACUGGGAGAAAUUCUUGCUGAUGAGGAGUAGGGAAUUGAAAGAAGGUGGGGUACUUUUUGUUGGUGCGCCUGCUGCUUAUAUGGAUCAAAAGACUUGUCAAGUAAGGUUUUCUGGAGAAACGUUAGUGACUCUGAUGACAGACAUAUGGAAAUCAUUCACAGUCUCUUGCAAAAUCACAAGACAAGAAUUUAUUAAAACAAAUAUCUCGUUUUGUUUGAGGAAUCUUCUGCAAAUGCGAGAGCCAUUCGAAGCAGAGAAUUCCCAGAUCACAGCAUCAGGACUGCGUCUUUUGUUAUCCGAAAUAAUUUUAAACAAAAACAUUUACUAUUCUUCAUGGAAACAGAAGAAAUACGAGGAGGGAAUUGACGACAGGGAGGAGUUUGCCGAAAUGAUGGUGUCGGCCUACCGGAACUGGAGCAACCACAGCUUCAUGGCAGGUCUCUCAGACACUCGAUCACUGAAAGAAAAGAAACAAAUUGUCGAUGAUUUGUACGCCAAUGUCAUCAUGGAACUUGCAACAAUGAAUCCUGAACUCUAUAAGAAUGACUUUUAUACAGCAUAUGCUUUGAUCAAGAAGGUGUAA
Haliotis rubra (blacklip abalone) is the source of this 1137-nucleotide messenger RNA. Its product is annotated as gibberellic acid methyltransferase 1-like. Lineage: Eukaryota; Metazoa; Mollusca; Gastropoda; Lepetellida; Haliotidae. Gene Ontology annotation, molecular function: S-adenosylmethionine-dependent methyltransferase activity. The record is from RefSeq and is a predicted model, not a curated record. Gene Ontology annotation, biological process: methylation. The transcript has a single exon. The coding region runs from base 1 to 1137 and encodes 378 amino acids.